This is a messenger RNA of Ixodes scapularis (black-legged tick), 1713 nucleotides long. RefSeq names its product beta-sarcoglycan (gene Scgbeta). NCBI's taxonomy places the organism in Eukaryota, Metazoa, Arthropoda, Arachnida, Ixodida, Ixodidae. Gene Ontology annotation, biological process: muscle organ development. The record is from RefSeq and is a predicted model, not a curated record. The coding region runs from base 215 to 1195 and encodes 326 amino acids. The transcript is spliced from 6 exons. Gene Ontology annotation, cellular component: sarcolemma; sarcoglycan complex.
UCGUUUGAUGACGAAGUUGAUACAACGCGCAGUUGAAAGUAACGAAUCUAACACUACACCGUGAUCUAACACUGUAAAAUACGGUGGCGUUCUGAGCGAUUUGAAGUCCAAAGCAGUAAACAAGGGGUUUUUCGGAAGUUGGAGAGAGGUUUGGGCGAUUCUGGACGAGACACACAUAUCUGCGGGCAACAACGGGAGUCGUUGAUUUUUAAAAAUGGCGACCACGGAGCUUGUCGAGGCGCUUCCCAGCACGCUUUCGAUGCGCGAGAAAGCGAUGCUAAAGGAAGAGAUCAACAAGCGACACAACGGCAACUUCAGCGCCGGGUACGUUCCGAUCUUCGAAAGCACCUUGCACAAAACCGGGCUCAGGGGUCGCAAAGCACUCCUCUUUUACGGCUUGGUGGUGGGACUCUUCAUCGUGUCGCUCGCGAACCUCGCCGUGACUAUGAUGCUAGUGGGUGUGCUGCGGAUUGGGUACGGCAUGGAAAGCUUGGAGUUCCUUCCCGGGGCGCAGCUCGUCAGGUUCCUCAACAACGCGGACCUUGGAAGGGUGAUUCUUCACAAGGGAGUGAUCGGCGCAUUUAAGGACUCGGACCUCACCAUCACUGGGAACGCUCAUCCGGUGAUCGUGAGGACGGUGGAACACGGGCGGCCGGGCCGACCGCGGUCUGAGGUCGCAUCCGGCGCGAGCCUGGAAGUGGGUCCGGACAGGACGGUGGUGAGCAACGUCGGGGAGUUCCGGGUGCGCAGUCCGACCACGGGGCGCACAAUCUUCUCGACGGAGUACCAGGGCUUCGACCUGCCCAAGGGCAUCCCCAACCUCAACGUGAAGGAAGCCCACGUCUCUCGGCUGACAAGUGCCAAGCAAGACUCGCUGCUUAUCUCGUCGCCAUACCAAAUAAUGCUGAAGGGCAACGCUGGACUUGACAUGGAAGGGCAGAACGUCACGCUGUCGGCGGGACACAACCUCUUCCUGAGGAGUGUGAACCAGAGCGUGACACUGGACGGACGCAAGGGAAUUCGACUCUCCGUCGACAAGAUGCCGAUUUCCACGGAUCCCUCGAGCGGAGCUCAGUUUCAGUACAAGCUGUGCGUCUGCAUGCCUUCGGGCCGUCUCUUCAGGGUCCCCGUGAGGGAGCAGGGGUUCGGGUGCAACGACGUGCGGUUCCCGGAAAGCAUCAACCCUUGCAGCUAGUCUGUGAGGUCAUCUCGCAAGGAGUCUUCCCGUUUUCUCCAGGGUCAUGCUCCAUUGGGAGCACUGUCGAAGCAAUCUAGUCCAAGGUCUUUUUAGAGCAGAUGUAAAGUUGACCACUUAAAAGUGGCUCCAACAACACAUCCUUCACGUGUGUUAUACUCCACGACAACUUUUCUUGGCAAUGCAGUGGAAGGUACGUCCCGCGUCCCCUCUCCCAUUUUCAGUGUACGCAGGCUCUACUCCUCCCUCAUUUCCAGGGAGAGGAGGAGAGCUCGCGCACACUCAAAAUGGGAGAGGGGACGCGGGACGUACCUUCCACUGCAUUGCCAAGAAAAGUUGUCGCGGAGUAUAGUGCCUGUUCCCACGUAGAGCGCUGUGCUAACCUAAACACUAUAGCCAAAGUGCCGACUUUGCGCUGUGUUGGCACUCCGCCGCACGUGACCCGGCUUUUUUUUUAGUUUAUACGCACAAUGCAGCACUGGUUCAGCACUGAAUCAGUGCUGAAACUACUGUAGGUU